Molecule: messenger RNA, 937 nt
Organism: Saccostrea cuccullata (small rock oyster)
Lineage: Eukaryota; Metazoa; Mollusca; Bivalvia; Ostreida; Ostreidae
Product: required for excision 1-B domain-containing protein-like
Exons: 4
Coding region: 28-546 (172 amino acids)
Source: RefSeq, a predicted model, not a curated record
GAUUUUGUAAAGCAAAGUGAAAGUAGCAUGGCAGAAGAAAACAACACAGUUGAGGGGUUGCCCCCGAAAGAUUUAUUAAAAAGAUUUCAUUGUUUGCAAGGAGAAAGAGUGGAAACGUAUAGUUUAUUUGAAGAGGGUUUCCAGGCAUACUUGAAUGGAGCUCCAAACUAUAAUUUCCCAAUGUACAGACAACUUGUUCAUGAAAUAACACAAACUUUCUCUAAAAUCUCCCAAGAUAUCAUAUUAAUUGUAAAGGAGUUAGAGGAAAUCCACAAUCUGACCAGUAUAGCUUCCAUUGUCUCUGGAAUACAAAACAAUGAAAAGGACAAACUGGAAAAGACUGUUAAGUUACAACUAGCCAGACAAAAUGCCACAGACCAUCCUAAUGAUUCCAGUUUUAAAGAAGAAGAAGGAGAUUUGAAAGAAAGCAUUCAAAAUGUUAUACGGGACAUCAACGAAAGAAUGGAAGAGCUGAAGUUUGAAUCCGAAGAUCUGUAUGCUGAUGAUUUGGAUGAUGAGAAAGAUGAUGAAGCUGCAGAAAGAUGACAGUUUCAGGAGACUGAAGAAUACUGAACACAGUAUCAUCAAAUUAUGUGGUCCAUGUACAGUUUAAUUAUUCCGCUAGAUUUAACAAAACACAAGAAACUGUAAUGUGUGAAAAAUAUUGAAAUAUUGAAGAAAAAAUUAUUCAAUCAAAAGUUUAAUCUCAUUAUAUCUGACACCAGAACAAGAUGACAAAUGAAUAAAAGUUGGUAUAAGUACUGUUAUAUUUGGUUUGAUAAAUAUACACUAACGAUAGUUAAGAAUUUGAAUUGGAUGUGAUUUUAAAUUAAUUGUUAAAUAAAGAUCUGUAUGUUUGAUAAAGGAAAUCUAUAUUUACCAUGUGUUUGGUAUAUAUGUAUGUAAUUUUGUUGGCAUAUUAUUAAAAUAUAUUAUG